UGAUUGUUGAUUUACCGGGGAAAGUCCAAAGUGUAAAAACUGUAAAACGCAAAAUUUUAUUCAUAAUUCAGCCGUCAUCCUUUGUAUAAAUAAUUUAAUUUUCCUUAAGGAAUAAUGAAUUUGGAACUUUUAGAGUCAUUUGGUCAAAACUAUCCAGAGGAAUUUGAUGGAGCCCUUGACUGUAUAUCCCUAGCAGUAACUUGUGCCUUUAAUAAGCGCGGAACCUUACUUGCUGUUGGUUGCAAUGACGGCAGACUUGUCAUUUGGGAUUUUCUAACUCGCGGCAUCGCUAAAAUAAUCAGUGCCCACGUCCAUCCUGUAUGUUCAAUGAGUUGGUCCAGAGAUGGAAAAAAAUUGCUAAGCGCAAGCACUGACAACAAUAUUUGUAUUUGGGAUGUCUUGAGUGGAGAAUGCGAGAAAAAGUUCAAAUUCCCAUCGCCCAUAUUAAAGGUCCAAUUCAAUCCUCGAUCAGAUGAGUCUUUCCUUGUUUGUCCUAUGAGACAUCCAGCGGUUCUUGUCAGCAUAGAUGGGACACACAAGAUCGUUCCAUUGGAUGAUGAGUCCGACUUGAACAUAGUGGCCUCCUUUGACCGGCGGGGAGAUUACAUUUUCACUGGAAAUACAAAAGGAAGGGUAGUGGUUCUUACUUGCCCAGAAUUGAAGGUCAAAGCUUCCUUUAAAGUCACGCAAGGCACAUCAAGUGCUACAGCUGUGAAGAGUAUUGAGUUUGCACGCAGAGGAGAUUGCUUCCUGGUCAAUACUGCCGACCGCGUCAUCAGGGUGUAUGACAGUAAAGAGGUAUUAACCUGUGGAGAUGACGGUGAGCCUGAGCCUAUCCAAAAACUCCAAGAUCUUGUCAAUAAGACCAUGUGGAAAAAAUGCUGCUUUUCUGGUGAUGGUGAAUACAUUUGCGCUGGUUCAGCAAGACAACACGCACUCUAUAUGUGGGACAAAAACAUAGGCAAUCUGGUUAAAAUAUUGCAUGGGACAAAAGGAGAGUUACUUCUUGAUGUUGUGUGGCAUCCAGUGCGGCCGAUAGUGGCUAGCAUUUCAAGCGGCGUCGUUUCCAUAUGGGCCCAGAACCAAGUUGAAAAUUGGUCUGCAUUUGCACCAGAUUUUAAAGAACUUGAUGAGAAUGUUGAGUAUGAGGAACGGGAAUCUGAGUUUGAUAUCACAGAUGAAGACAAAGAAGUUGAGUCGCAAAUCGAGAAGUUUGAUGACGACUGCGAGAUUGAUGUCACCACUGUGGAACCAAUCGCCGCAUUCUGCAGCUCUGAUGAUGAUGAAGUGGAUGAUGAGUCAACGCUUCAAUUCUUGCCCAUCGCCCCAGAGGUGGAAGACCCUGAGGAAGGCUGGGGAGCUCCUGGAUCCAUUCCUGUGCCACCACAGUCAAGCGAGCAUGGGAAGAGACCAGUCGAUUCGGAGAGCAAAGAAAACACACAGCCAAAGAAGCCCAAGUACAACUCAUUUGAUAUAAAGCUGGAAAAUGCUCCCACUGAAGAAGUUCACCCAUUCCUGGCAAACAAGGUGAAGGACAAGCAAGCACCAGGCUUGACGUCAAGUGCAAACAAAAAUAAGGCUGGGCGUCCCAAGAUUGCAUCAAAGUCGUCACUGGAUGAAAAGAAGAGGUAUGACUAAGUGAUAGACACUCAUUUUGUAUAAUUGCCAUUUUUAUUGGUAGUAAAAAGAAACUCUGAUCUAAAA
Molecule: messenger RNA, 1704 nt
Organism: Cloeon dipterum
Lineage: Eukaryota; Metazoa; Arthropoda; Insecta; Ephemeroptera; Baetidae
Gene: Rbbp5
Product: retinoblastoma binding protein 5
Exons: 11
Coding region: 115-1638 (507 amino acids)
Cellular component (GO): Set1C/COMPASS complex
Molecular function (GO): protein binding
Source: RefSeq, a predicted model, not a curated record